AUUGAAAUAUAAAUCAUUAAUAGUUUUGAAUCGAUCAGCUUCAACAUGGUAUCCAGAUUUAGAAUAUAUGGGACAAUUUUCGAAAAUAUUUUUAGCUCCACCAAAUGAAACGAAUAAAUGGAAACAUUCAUUUCCUAGACACAAAUUUGAUGAUAAACUUGUAGACCACACUGGAGAUUGGUAUAUAAAUUUUGGUCCACAGCAUCCAUCUGCUCAUGGUGUUCUACGUCUUGUUAUAAGAUUACAAGGUGAACAAGUAAUCACUGCAACCCCUCAUAUCGGAUUACUUCACAGAGGAACAGAAAAAUUAAUCGAAUAUAAAACAUAUACACAAGCUUUACCUUAUUUUGAUCGCCUUGACUAUGUUUCAAUGAUGUGCAAUGAACAAUGUUUUUCUAUGGCAAUUGAAAAAUUACUUAAUAUUGAAGUUCCAUUACGUGCAAAAUAUAUUCGUACAUUAUUUGCUGAGCUAACACGUAUUUUAAAUCAUCUCUUGGGAAUGGCAGCGCAUGCUUUAGAUAUUGGUUGUAUGUCACCAUUUUUUUGGUUAUUUGAUGAAAGAGAAAAACUCAUGGAAUUUUAUGAGCGUGUAAGUGGUGCUCGUAUGCAUUCGGCAUAUAUAAGACCUGGUGGAGUUGCUUUAGACCUUCCACUUGGUAUUAUGGAUGAUAUACAUGAAUGGGCUUCAAAAUUUGGAGGAAAAAUUGAUGAAAUUGAAGAUCUUUUUUCAGAGAGUCCAUCAUGGUUAUUACGUACAAAAAAUAUUGGUAUUAUUAGUGCAGAAGAUGCUAUACUUUAUGGAUUUAGUGGAGUAAUGUUAAGAGGUAGUGGUAUUAAAUGGGAUAUUAGAAAAGCUGAACCUUAUGAUGCAUAUAGUUUAGUAGAAUUUGAUGUUCCUGUUGGAAGGAAUGGAGACUGUUAUGACAGGUACUUAUGUCGUAUUCAAGAAAUGAGACAAUCGCUCAGAAUUAUUGAACAAUGUUUAAAUAAUAUGCCAACUGGUGAGGUACGAAUAGAUGAUGCAAAAAUUGUACCACCACGUAGAAAAGAUAUGAAAAGUAGUAUGGAAGCAUUAAUUCAUCACUUUAAAUUAUUUAGCCAAGGCUUUCAUGUACCACCUGGUUGUACAUAUACAUGUAUUGAAGCACCGAAGGGAGAAUUUGGUGUAUAUUUAGUUAGUGAUGGUAGUUCUAAACCGUACAGAUGCAAAAUUAAAGCACCUGGAUUUGCUCAUCUUGCUGGCAUAGAAAAACUAACUGCUUAUCAUUUUAUACCUGAUCUUGUGGCUAUCAUUGGUACUCUUGAUAUUGUAUUUGGUGAGAUAGAUCGAUAAAAUAUUUUCUUAAGAAUAAUAGGCAGAUUUAUAGCAAUUUAAUACAAAGAAUUAUUAC
Ceratosolen solmsi marchali is the source of this 1391-nucleotide messenger RNA. RefSeq names its product NADH dehydrogenase (ubiquinone) 49 kDa subunit (gene ND-49). The transcript has 4 exons. Gene Ontology annotation, cellular component: respiratory chain complex I. The record is from RefSeq and is a predicted model, not a curated record. Gene Ontology annotation, molecular function: oxidoreductase activity, acting on NAD(P)H; quinone binding; NAD binding. Bases 68 to 1333 code for a protein of 421 amino acids. Gene Ontology annotation, biological process: mitochondrial electron transport, NADH to ubiquinone. Lineage: Eukaryota; Metazoa; Arthropoda; Insecta; Hymenoptera; Agaonidae.